AUGGAGUGCAAAAUUUACAGCGAAGAUGUUAAAUUUGUUAGUGAGAAUCUGAAUGCAGCGAGGGCAUGCGUUUCUAACGAGAUUCUUGGAAUCAAAUGCGACCUGUUAUCGGUGUAUUUAAUGAAUUUGGUUUUGUACAAGGAGCUGAGUGAAGAAGAAAAAGUUGGAAGUCCUAUUACGGAGAUGCUUUUGAAGACAAAUAUUCUUCUGGAGAAGGUUUGUCAGAUGGAAAAGAGAGCAAUGAAUGCCAAUGGAUCAACAAGCGCUAUUGAAGUAGAAGCAAAUACAGAAGAUCAGAAAAGACGAGUGAUAAGCGAGGAGAUGAAACGAAACAAGUUUGUGAAGAAGAGGAAGUUUGAGGAUAGGAAUCCAAAGCUGAAGUAUAGAAACAAGGCAAAAAAGCUUGCAGAAAAAGCCGAGAUUAAACAUGAUGGAAACAUAGAUGUUAAGAAGAACGGUGGAAGCAAGCUUAGGUAA
Messenger RNA from Ordospora colligata OC4, 477 nucleotides. RefSeq lists its product as uncharacterized. The record is from RefSeq and is a predicted model, not a curated record. The coding region runs from base 1 to 477 and encodes 158 amino acids. The transcript has a single exon. Lineage: Eukaryota; Fungi; Microsporidia; Ordosporidae.